This is a messenger RNA of Tribolium madens (black flour beetle), 10734 nucleotides long. It is a transcript of the gene stan, whose product is annotated as protocadherin-like wing polarity protein stan. The record is from RefSeq and is a predicted model, not a curated record. The coding region runs from base 297 to 10112 and encodes 3271 amino acids. Gene Ontology annotation, cellular component: plasma membrane. Gene Ontology annotation, biological process: G protein-coupled receptor signaling pathway; cell surface receptor signaling pathway; homophilic cell-cell adhesion. NCBI's taxonomy places the organism in Eukaryota, Metazoa, Arthropoda, Insecta, Coleoptera, Tenebrionidae. Gene Ontology annotation, molecular function: G protein-coupled receptor activity; calcium ion binding. The transcript has 22 exons.
CUUCAAAAUGGCUGCUUGACUACCUGUAAACUUGUGUUUUUAACUCGAAACUGCCAAACAAACCAUUUAUUUAAUCAGAAAAAAAUUGCAAAACACCAUUAAAGUGAAAAAUUUUAGCGAUAGAGCCUACUGUGAUUUUUUUAGUGACAGUUUUAUUCAAAAAUCGGUUUUUAAAUACCUGUGUCAAUGUACUUAUGUUGAGGUACAGUCUGUGUUAAAAAAAAACAGGAAUAUGAAACCACCUUUACCGUUACGAUCGCCGAAAAUAUGAAUUAUGAUGUUGAUCACGUUAAAAAAUGAUUAUAACAUUUUCUCUCAUGGUUGAGAGGCAGUCCACAAUUUAUCUUUUCUUAUUGUUUUAUUUUCUCCAUUCUGUUUCGAGUUAUCUAUUAUUAAUCGAUGAAAAGCAACAACCAGGCGAUAUUAUUUUUAAUGCUUCGGUCUACCGACUCGGUUCUGAACGAAAAUAUAAAAUAAAUGUCCAAAGAUCGGCCCCCUUCGUUGAAUCUUUAAUCUCCGUUCAUCCGACAAAUGGACAAGUUUCUCUACUCCAAAACCUGCAAUGUGAUGGUGUCUACUACCCCAAUUUAUUCACGGUUCACAUCGACUCGACAUCGAACCGCCUCAAAGACAUCGACUACUAUAGUCUACCUCUUCGUAUCUUCAUAAUCGGGUCAAAAUGCUCGGAAAAAAGCGACGAAAACUGGGAAUACCUCCACGAAUCUCGCCGCCGAAGAAGCAUCAACCCUUUCCUCACCCAAAUUCACCCAUCUGUCAAAGAACGCAUAACGCAAGCCAAGCAAUGGAUCUCCGAAACUUUCGCUUCUUUCGCUAUCCCCACAACCGGCAAAUGGCAGAAAAUCUGCCUUCGCCAAUCACAAUUCAUAAACUCAAUCUCGGCUUUCCUUCCGAGGACCAUAAGCGAAUUUUGCUCCGUCACUUUUCACUACGUGAGCGACGAUAGAUUUAAAAUCGAGCACAGCCAGGGCGACUUGGUGGCUAGUGGAGACGAAUGCAUCGUUGAACCUUUAUGGAAAAUCACAGUUCUCUUCUCAACACAUUGCCACGACAUCAAAAUUUUAAACUCUGAACAUCGGCUCAAAAUCGUCUACCACCAUCAAAUUUUUAACGAUACGGAUAUAGCUAAGCGAGUCCGGAGGGAACUUCGCAACCAAUCGCCUUUCUUUGAGAAACCACUCUACGUAGCAAGUGUGCUCGAGGAGUGCGACCCCGGAGUCGUGGUCACUAGUGUCAAAGCUCGUGACCCGGAAAAUAGCCCUAUAAGUUACUCCAUGUCAAGUUUGCUGGACUCGAGGACUCAAGGGAUGUUCGAUAUUGACCCGAAAACAGGGACCAUAACCACAAAAGUGAAACUAGACCGCGAGAUGGUCGAUGUUCACUACUUUAGGGUGACAGCAAUGGAUGAUAGUUUUCCGCCAAGAAGUGGGACCACAAUGCUCCAAAUAAAUGUCUUGGAUGCCAAUGACCAUGCCCCCACUUUUGAAAUGAAUGAAUACGAUGCCAGUAUCAAGGAGAGUGUCAGUGUUGGCUCUACUGUUAUCACACUAAAAGCCACCGACCAGGAUGUUGGGAAAAAUGCCGAUGUUGAAUAUUCGAUUCAGAGUAUUAAUGGAGGUGGCAUUUCGUCAGAAGAGGACGAUAAUAAAGCUUUUAAAAUUGACCCCAAAACUGGGAUUAUCACAACUAGACUAAUGCUAGAUAGGGAAACAACCGAGGUUUACACUUUGAUAGUCGCAGCUACGGACUUAGCAAGUCCCCAAACCGCCCGGAAGUCCUCAAGUGCCAGCGUUGUGAUACAUAUCUUAGAUGAUAAUGACAAUUACCCUCAAUUUUCAGAACGCACUUAUACUGUAGCACUAGACGAAGACAUUGACUGGAGCUCGAACCCAGUUAUAGCUCAUAUCAAAGCCACCGACGCCGAUCAGGGUAACAACGCCGCAAUCCGAUACGCGAUAAUCAGUGGCAAUACCCAAUCGCAAUUCGCUAUUGAUAGUUUAACAGGGGACGUUUCCUUAGUCAAGCCUUUGGAUUAUGAAACUUUGCGUAGUUAUCGACUGGUUAUAAGAGCCCAAGACGGCGGGAGUCCAGCAAGGUCGAACACUACUCAAUUGUUAAUUAACGUAAAAGAUGUUAACGACAAUGCACCGAGGUUUUAUACAUCGUUAUUUCAAGAGAGUAUACAGGAGAAUGCGCCUGCGGGAUAUAGUAUUGUUAAAGUGCAAGCCUACGAUGCUGAUGAAGGGCCGAAUGCUGAUAUAAAAUAUACAAUUGCACCGAGGGACUCGAUUGGGGCUAGCACGGAAGAUUUUCCGUUGACGGUUGAUUCGCAUACGGGAUGGAUCACGACAACCAAGGAGUUGGAUCGCGAGGAUCAGUCCAAGUUCAUGUUUCAGGUGAUAGCCACUGAUCAAGGCACCCUUCCGCAAUCCGCCAGCGCUAGCGUCAUUAUUACCGUUCAAGACGUAAACGACAACGACCCCGUGUUUGAGCCAAAAAUCUACGAAUCUGUCGUCUCCGAAGACGACCCUCCUGGCACUCCCGUGGCCACCGUCACCGCUACCGACGCCGACGAAGACGCUCGUCUUCACUAUGAACUUACUAACGGCAACACCCGCGGCCGUUUUGCCAUCACCUCCCAAAACGGUCGAGGAGCCAUCACCAUAGCUCAACCCCUGGACUACAAACAAGAAAAACGCUACAUUUUGACGGUCACAGCGUCGGAUUCGGGUGGACGGACAGACACAGCCACUGUCUACGUCAACAUAACCGACGCUAAUAACUUUGCACCGGUUUUUGAAAACGCCCCGUAUACGGCAAGCGUGUUCGAGGAUGCGGCGGUUGGUACCACUGUUCUGGUGGUUUCGGCGACGGAUAAUGAUGUGGGUUUGAACGCACAAAUUACGUAUAGUUUGGGGGAGGAUGGGGACCAUCCGGCCGAGUUUACCAUCAAUCCGCAAACAGGGGCUAUUAUUACGACGAAGACACUCGAUAGGGAGACCACGAGUGGAUAUUUGCUGACGGUGACGGCGCGAGAUGGGGGGAACCCCCCGUUAUCUGACACCACAGACGUAGAAAUAUCCGUGACAGAUGUUAACGAUAACUAUCCAGUAUUUAAACAAGCGGCGUAUUCAGGGAGUGUUCUCGAAGAUGCCCUUGUGGGCACCUCUGUCGUGCAAGUAUCCGCAACGGACGCCGACGUCGGCCUCAACGGCAAGAUCUCUUAUUCCCUCAGCGAAAAAGACAAAGAAGACGGUUCCUUUGUCAUCGACCCCACAAGUGGUGUCAUUCGUACUAACAAAGGCCUCGAUCGUGAAUCAGUCGCCGUAUACGAGCUGGAAGCCUAUGCUAUAGACCGUGGAUCCCCGACUUUGAGCAGCUCAGUGCCUGUGACAAUCCACAUCGACGACAUCAACGACUCACCUCCGGCCUUCGAUUCGGACAAAAUCGUACUCUACAUCGCCGAAAACAGUCCGAUUGGAUCAACAGUAGGGGAAAUUCACGCAAAGGAUCCUGACGAAGGUGUCAAUGCUAUUAUCCAGUAUUCGAUAAUUGGGGGCGAGGAUAGCCAGAGUUUUUCUUUGGUAACUAGACCCGGAUCCGAAAAGGCCGACUUGCUAACGAUGACCGAACUCGAUUACGAAAGUCCGAAAAAGAAAUUUGAUUUGAUUAUUCGGGCGGCAAGUCCCCCGUUACGCAGCGAUGCCCACGUUGAGAUAAUUGUGACAGAUGUUAAUGAUAAUGCACCGGUUUUGCACGAUUUUUUGGUCAUGUUUAACAACUAUAGGGAUUUUUUCCCAACUGGUCCAAUUGGCCGAAUCCCUGCUUUCGAUGCCGAUGUUUCAGAUAAGUUGCAUUAUAGGAUUUUAUCAGGAAAUAAUGCGAAUUUGGUAGCACUGAAUGAAAGUACAGGUCAGAUUCAAUUGUCACCACAACUCAACACCAAUGUUGCCAAAAUGGCAUCUAUGGAGGUUUCGGUCACUGAUGGAGUGAAUGAAGUCAAGGCAAUCAUGCAAUUAUCAGUCAGACUCAUCACUGAAGAAAUGUUAUACAAUUCGAUAACAGUCCGACUCAACCAAAUGACAAAAGAGGCAUUUUUGUCGCCCCUUCUUGGUUUCUUUAUGGACGGACUCGCAGCCAUAAUUCCGUGCCCUAAAGAAAACAUCUUCAUUUUUAGCAUUCAGGACGACACUGACGUCGACGCAAAAAUCCUCAAUGUGAGUUUUUCGGUCCGGAGGCCUGACGUCCCCAAGGAGGUCUAUUACACUCCACAAUUCCUCAAAGAAAAAGUCUACCUAAAUCGAGGCAUUCUCGCCCGACUAUCAACAGUACAAAUCCUCCCUUUCGACGAUAACCUUUGCGUGAGGGAACCCUGCCUCAACUACGAAGAAUGCCUCACUGUUCUCAAAUUCGGAAACGCGUCCGAUUUCAUCAGCAGCGAUACUGUUUUGUUUCGACCUAUCUACCCAGUCACAACGUUCACUUGUCAGUGUCCCAAAGGCUUCACGGGGUCUAAAGAACACUACUUGUGUGAUACCGAAGUAAAUUUGUGUUAUUCGUCGCCGUGUCAACAUAACGGAACUUGUAAAAUACGCGAGAGUGGUUAUACGUGUGUUUGUACUCAUGGUUACACGGGACCAAAUUGUGAGGUUGAGCUUUCAGAUGAUCCCUGCAAUCCGAGUAUGUGUAAAUCGGGAAGUACGUGUAGUCCGAAAAAUGGUAAAUCGUUUAUUUGUGAAGAGUGUUCGUUGGAUGCCGGGAAUGAGCAUUAUACUUCGAUGUGUGAGUUGAAGACGAGGAGUUUUACUAAAAGUUCGUUUUUGACGUUUCCGAGUUUGAAGCAGAGGCAUAGGUUGCAUCUAAGGCUAAGAUUUGCUACACAAUCUCGCAACGGCUUACUUCUCUACAACGGCCGUUAUAACGAACUCCACGAUUUUAUUUCCUUAGAGAUCGUUAAUGACCAAAUUCAAUUUUCCUUUUCUCUUGGCGGCAACGUAACAAAAGCCGUUGCCUCAAUAUCUGGCGGGAUUUCUGACGGCAAUUGGCAUUCAGUCACCGUCUCGUAUUACAAUAAAACGGUCACUGUAUCAAUUGAUGAUUGUGACACAGCUUUGGCUUUGAAACAUGGAAAGGAAUUAGGCGGAAAAUGGGCCUGUGCUGGCUUUGCCGAAUAUCAUUUGGAACCACGUUGUGCCUCACUUACCGAAACGUGUCACAGAUUUCUAGAUUUGACGGGACCUUUACAACUAGGGGGAUUACCCUCCUCGUCGAAUAAUUUUCAAACGAAAAAUCGGUAUUUCGAAGGGUGCAUUUCAGAAUUACAAGUCGAUUACAAGUUUGUAGACUUGAACAGUUUUGUAACCGAUAAUGGGACGACUCCUGGAUGCCCAGAAAAACGUUCAUUUUGUAAUCCCAAUCCGUGCAAAAAUGGUGGCGUUUGCAAAGAAGGAUGGGCUAUGUUUCGAUGUCUGUGUCCUAGUGGCUAUGGAAGUAAAGAUUGUAGUGAAUUGAUUAGUCAACCAUGGCAUUUUUCGGGCGAUGGUACUCUUUCAUUUAACCCACUUUUGAGACCCAUCCAACUUCCAUGGCUUAACUCUUUGUCAGUUAGGACGUUACAAGAAGACACAUUUUUAAUGUCCAUUCAAGUGGGUCAGAAUAGUUCAGCAGUGAUUUCCCUACAAAACAGUUUUCUUCUUUAUUCUUACAACGGCGAAUCUUUUUCAAUUCCAACUAGAGAACUUUCAAAUGGGGAGUGGCACCAUAUUGAAAUCACGUGGCUAGGUACUGAAAUAAAAUUGUCUAUUGAUUACGGAGAGCACGUCUCAGUGGUACCUUUCACUGAAAAAAUUCAAGGAUUAUACAUAGGAAAAAUUUUGAUUGGAGGCCCUGACAACUCAUAUAGUAGCCUAAAUGCCGGUUAUAAUUAUUUGGAAGGUUGCAUCCAAGAUGUUCGCAUCGGCAGCCACCAAACAAUUCUAAACCGACCCACUGUAACCGAAAAUGUAGAAGAAGGUUGUCCGGCACUAACCGAAUGUCAAAACGACUGUCCCUCCUCUUCGAAAUGUGUGACAAAAUGGGGAAAAUCUUCAUGCAACUGCCACGAUGGCCACGUUGGACCUUUAUGUAUUCCAGUGUGUGAUGUCAGUCCUUGCGAAUCUGGAACCUGUGUUGCAACUAAUCUUGACCCCAAAGGCUACAAAUGUCACUGCAACUCGUCUGAAUUCUCGGGUGAAUACUGCGAAAACAAGAUGGCGCAACCGUGUCCGUCUAGUUGGUGGGGAUAUCCGGUUUGUGGUCCUUGCCACUGUGAUGUGGAAGCCGGUUAUAACCCCGACUGUGACAAACAAACCGGUCAGUGCCACUGUCGCGAAAACCACUACCAACCCAAAGGAACCACCAAGUGUAUCCCUUGUGAUUGCUACCAUAUCGGGUCAUUCAACAGCCAGUGUGACCACGAAACUGGGCAAUGUAUGUGUCGAGACGGAGUCAUAGGUCAGAAAUGCGACUCUUGUCCCAAUGCGUAUGCAGAAGUGACGCUUCAAGGGUGCGAGGUGGUAUACGAUGGGUGUCCCCGGAAUUCUGCAAGUGGGAUUUGGUGGCCCAGGACGGCUUUUGGGGGAGAAGCCGUCGAGAGUUGUCCCAAAGGGACACACGGGAAAGCUUCCCGGGUUUGCGAUGAUGAUUCCGGGGGGUGGCAAAAGCCGGAUUUGUUCAAUUGUACUUCGGAUCGAUUUGUGGAUUUAAGACAGCAAUUAAGUAAUAUUGAGAGAGGGGAUUUGCAAAUGAAUACAUUUGUAGCGAUUAAGCUAGCCUUGGAUCUUUAUAAAGCCACUAAUGUCACUCCGGUUUUGUAUGGGGCCGAUGUUUUGGUUACUUUUGACUUGGUUAAAGAAUUAUUAGGAUAUGAAUCGAGAAUGCAUGGGUUGAAUUUGACUCAUAGUCAAGAUAAGGAUUACAUCCAUAACAUCGUACAUUCGGUUGGGGUGGUUUUAGAUGAGAAAUAUUUAAAUCAUUGGAUAAGAAUUAAACAAUUGACUGGCGACGGGGCUGAAAAUCUGAUCGGAGUUAUUGAAAAUUAUAUCAAUAUUCUUUCAAUUAGCCAACACGACACAUACACCAACCCCUUUGAAAUCGUUUCACCAAACAUGGUUUUGGGUUUGGACGUCGUAACCCCCGAGUCCCUCUACGGCUACGAACCGGACUCGAUCCCUUCCUUGCCGACCGAUCCCAACUACACCACCGAGCGUGUCAUCCUCCCCGACACAUCCCAAUUCCUCCAAGAUACCCCUCAGAAAUCCUACGGUCCUCUCGUCGCCUUUCCCAAAUACAACAACUACCUCCUCGACAAAAGUAAAUUUGAUCAAACCACCCGAAUUCUAAUCCCUCUCAAACUCCUGGGGAUCAAACCCGUGGAACACGGCGAAUUGAUCACAAAACACUCACUUCCGGAUGUCGGCGCUGUGGUCAGCUAUGCACAAUACAAACAAGCGAAUUCGCUCUUUCCAGAAAAAUACGAUGAUUCAGUCGUUCGGAGAUGGGGGGUGGAUAUCACAAUUGGGUCGCCGCUGAUCUCAGUUGGAGUGUUAGUCCCGGAAUACGUAGAUGCAGUCAUGAGGACGACAACCCCGAAAAAUAUCAUUUUUGAAGAUGUUAAACUACCCGAAAUCGAUUUGAGCCAACAGGAUAUGUUCCCGAGGAAGGUUGUGGUCGAACCAGAAGUGAAAGUGCACGAAAAUGAUCCGAUUUAUCUAAAAUCGACGCAGCCAAGGCGGAAAAGAGAGCAAAGAUUAACUCGGAAGUUGCUAUACAAGAGUUUAUCAGGGAUUGCUUUGAAAAUUCCAGUCAAGUUGCAGAUUUGGUUGGAUUCAAAUAAAACGCUGUUUAAUGAACGGUCGAAUCCGCAGUGUGUUCAUUGGUCGACUAUUCGAGGAUUUGGGGAAUGGUCACGUGUUGGGUGCCGGACUGAAGUCGGCGAUGAUUGGUUUGAUACUUACGACCAAAAACCACCAAUUGUGAACUGUACUUGCAACCAUUUGACCACUUUUGCAGUCCUUGUCGACGUUGUUGAUUUAGAAUACAUUCCCGAACCAUCUCUACUCGAGGACAUUUCAAGCUACAGCUGUUUCGCUAUUUCUCUACCUCUCCUUCUCGCCGCCUACCUCAUUCUAGCUUUAAUCCGAGGCUUACAAACCAAUUCCAACACAAUACGGAAAAACCUCGUACUUUGCGUAUUUCUAGCCGAAUUAUUGUAUUUCAUAGCCUUGAAAGCGCGCAGGCCUAUGGUCAGCAGUGAUCUUCCAUGUAAACUGGUGGCCAUUGGUUUACAUUACUUGUGGCUAGCGUCGUUCUUUUGGAUGCUAGUCGAUGCAUUACAUUUAUACAGGAUGUUGACAGAGAUGCGUGAUAUUAAUCAUGGUCCGAUGCGAUUUUAUUAUAGCAUGGGGUAUGUAGUACCCGCUGUUGUCGUGAGUUUGGCUGUAGGGGUGCGAGCCCACCAGUAUGGCAACUAUUACUUCUGUUGGGUGUCAUUAUACGAAAGCGUCGUUUGGAGUCUUGUCGGACCGAUCUGUCUUCUAGUUUUAAUCAAUCUUUUGAUUUUGAUAAUGGCAAUACGGGCAGCGUUUACCCUACAAGACCAUGUACUUGGGUUUGGUAAUUUGCGGACUCUACUGUGGGUCUCCGUGGUCUCUUUACCACUACUGGGGGCUACUUGGAUUCUUGCAUUGUUGGCAGCGUCUGAAAGACAUCCACUUUUGACACCGUUUUUGUCAGCUGCUGUUUUAAUACAUGCAGCAUUUUCACUCGCCGGCUAUUGUUUUGCAAAUAAUAGAGUCCGACAAAAUUUAAUUAGGUCUAUAAUGCGUUGUAUGGGUAAGAAAGUGCCAUUACUCGAGACCACAUCAGUGGUGGGUGUUCCAAGUACAAGCAGUCAGAACAUUAGUGGCCAAUCGAGAUCCGCUUUGGCUUACCAUUCGACCAUCGAUCCAACUCGCCGCAACAUCGGCAUUUCAACCUCCAGUACGACAUCACGUUCGACUACUAAAACCAGCUCGAGCCCUUACAGGAGUGACACCCAUUUGCGUCACACCAGUACCAGUACUUCGAAUUACAACUCAACAAGUGACGUCCCUUCAUACAUGAGAGGCUUCGAGCAGGAAACGGGACUUCACCGACACCGAGAAAUACCGGAAGAGACCGAACGGCGCGAACGUCGAGCUGAUAGCGACUCAGACUCGGAUGGUUCCGAAGGACGGAGUCUCGAUUUGGCUUCAAGUCACUCAAGCGAUGAUGAUGAGUCCAGUACACGGAGACACCGGACUCGAGGAGGUACCCGGCAAGGGUACCUUCCGAACAUAACCGAACAUGUUGUUUCGCGGUGUGGUACUCCACCAUCGCUCAAUGUGGUCACCAACUCGCAAUUAUUUCCCUCUGUUCAGCCAGGGUAUGGCUCCAGGUGGUCCAGUCAGCUGCCAGAAGCUUACCUAUCUAAUCCAAAUGUUCCAGAAGUGGGAAGAUGGUCGGCUGAGACAGCCUCAGAUAAUGAGUUCUGUCACAAAACAAACUCACCCAACCCCUUGCCUAACCCCGACGUUACCCCUGAAACAUGUCUGCCAACUUUACAAUCGGAACAAUAUAUGGUGCGCACCCAUUAUGAUAAUCAUUACCCCAAUAACCAAUUCAAGAGCGACUACUUAUCAAAAAUGAUGCAUCAUGAAAAUAUGAAUUUCCAAGAUUAUGUAGAACGGGGGUCCGACAUUGAUGAUAAGCAUCACAUAAGUGAUAAAUAUCUAUUCCCGUAUACAGACGAUCCGCUGAAAGCGGAAGAGGACCACGUGACGAGUCAUAACAAUUACAUACACCCUUCGAGUCGUAUUAUGUCACCGGUGACCAAUGAUAUAAAUAAUCCAGGAAUGGAGUACCAUGGUUCUCAUAUGGGGUCGCGCAUUGGGUCGGUACUUGGAUCAAUGCAUGGAUCUGUUUGUGGUAGUGUUAGAGGUUCGCCUUCGCCUCUGAUGCCACCCGUAUCCAUGAUCCAUUCAACCCAUCCACCAGAACCACCUCACUGGUGUUGGGAAUAUGGCAUUAACAAAUAAUUGGCUUUGGAAAGAAGAUAAAAACGAAGAAACUUCAGUCUGACGAGGAGAUUAAUUUCGUGUACAAAUAAGUUAUUUAUUGUUAUUUUUUGACUUGUUUUUUGUAUAUGUUUCCGAUAAAAGACUGUGUAUGUAUAAUUGUAACAAUCUUUGACAUUCCGAAUUUAUUUAGUAAGGGAGCUUUACAAUGCACUUAGAAUCCUAGGUAAUAAUUGUAAUUGCCAUCAUAUAUUACAUACAUUAUUUAAUAGUAGUUAUUAAGUAGAUUUUAGCUGAUUCAUUAGCCAUCAGAGGAGAAGACUAAGGUAUUUUUUACGCCAUAAAUGAUUUUAUUUGCGUCGAAACAAAAUUGAAAAUAUUUUUGUGUAAAUUUUGUAAGAAACCUGUGCCUAAAAAGCUUUUUUAUAUAAAACUUUUUUUUGUAUAAAUGGUCGUAACACUAAGAUAUUUUGUAAGAUCUCAGUAUUUAUUUAGCUUAGGAAUUUUGUAUGACACUACCCAAACGUACUAGAUGUAUUUUAUUUCAAUAUUUUGACUGUGCAAUUUCUACAUUCCAAUUUUUUAUACACUCUUGGACUCAGAUAUAUUGUGAUUUUUAUUUUAUUAAAUUUUCUCAAAGAAA